Durio zibethinus is the source of this 1407-nucleotide messenger RNA. The record is from RefSeq and is a predicted model, not a curated record. NCBI's taxonomy places the organism in Eukaryota, Viridiplantae, Streptophyta, Magnoliopsida, Malvales, Malvaceae.
UAAACCAACAAAGCUGCAAUGGCUUCCAAAGGAGACAAUGUUGUUGUUUCUAACAUGAACCUUGAGAAGCUGCUUAGCAUGAAAGGAGGCAAAGGUGAAGGCAGCUAUGCCAAUAACUCCCAAGCUCAGGUUUAUAAUUCUAUCCUGUUCCAUUUUCCCAUUUUUUUUCUUGUAAUUGUCGUUUCUUUUCAUGUUUUUUGGUAUUUGAAAUUGUGGGAGAUUGAAGUCCUGAUCACUGGAACUAUGUGUUUGUUUAUGCAGGCUUUACAUGCUCGUUCCAUGCUUCACCUUCUUGAAGAAGCCCUAGACAGUGUUCACCUGAACUCACCCGAGGUACCCUUUGUGGUCGUUGAUUUAGGAUGCUCCUGUGGCAACAACACAAUCUACAUCGUCGACGUGAUCAUCAAACACAUGAUCAAGCGAUACGAGUCAUCAGGAUACGAGCCCCCAGAGUUUUCUGCAUUUUUCUCUGAUCUUCCUAGCAAUGAUUUCAACACUCUUUUCCAGCUCUUACCUCCCUUGGCUAAUAACGGAGGUAGUAGCAUGGAAGAGUGCCUAGCAUCAAAUGGACACCGAUCCUAUUUUGCUGCAGGAGUCCCCGGAUCAUUUUACCGGCGCCUGUUUCCGGCUAGAUCCAUCGAUGUCUUCCACUCGGCAUUUUCAUUGCACUGGCUAUCACAGAUGCCUGAAACUGUGUUGGACAGAAGAUCAACGGCUUACAACAAAGGGAGGGUGUUCAUCCACGGUGCAAAUGAGAGCACAGCCAAUGCAUACAAGAAACAGUUUCAGACAGACUUGGCCGAGUUCCUCAGAGCAAGAUCGACAGAGAUGAAGAGAGGUGGGUCCAUGUUCCUUGUCUGCUUGGGAAGAACUUCAGUGGACCCCUCGGACCAAGGUGGGGCUGGUCUCCUAUUUGGAACCCAUUUUCAGGAUGCUUGGGAUGAUCUUGUCCAAGAGGGCCUUGUUAGUAGUGAGAAGCGUGACAAUUUCAACAUUCCAGUGUAUGCACCAAGCCUACAAGACUUCAAGGAAGUAGUUGAAGCAGAUGGUUCAUUCACCAUAAACAAGCUUGAGGUAUUCAAAGGAGGCAGCCCUCUAGUCGUUAGCCGGCCGGACGAUGCAAAGGAGGUAGGACGAGCCCUAGCUAACAGCUGCCGGAGUGUUUCCGGGGUACUAGUCGAUGCACACAUCGGCGACAAGCUCAGCGAGGAGCUGUUUUUACGUGUGGAGCACCGAGCCACAAGCCAUGCUAAAGAGCUACUAGAGCAGUUGCAGUUCUUUCACAUAGUUGCAUCUCUUUCUUUUGCUUAGAGAAAAAGAAAAAGGUAUUCAAAAAAAAAGGAGAAAAGAAAAACAAAACGCUUUUUCCUCUUAUCUUUUCCCUUUUGUGUGUUAUUUCCCAUUGCA